AUGAAGCUGAAGUUAAGAAAUCUUUGCAAUUUAGACUUUGAAAUAAUGGCAUCCAUUAUGCUGAUAAGUCUGUUCCUACUGGUUGCUGUUCAAGUUGUUGAUUCUUUAAGUAUUAUGAAGGACACAAAAGGAAAGUUUAGUUCCUACCGUAUCACCAAGUUAAAGGACUUUUUUGAUGUUUUCGACGUUGAUGAAGAUGGUGUUCUUACAGAACAUGAAUAUGUGGUUUUAACAACAGAACGAGCGCAAAAUGUUCUGCUGUCUUGGAGAGCCAUGGCAGUGAAUGGUAUAUUUUCCAAUGCCUUUCGGGUCUGGUGGUCAAACAAAUACUCCAAUUAUAAAACAGCCUUUACAUUUAAAGAUAUGAUUCGGGUUCACGAGAUAGACUUGCCUAUUUCAACGGAGGAGCUCGCCGAAGGCUCAUGGGAUUUGUUUGGCACGUUUGAUAUUGACUGCGAUGGCAAGUUGGCGAUAGAUGAGUAUUCCAAAUUCCUGUUUGUUUUUCGCAACACAGCUGAGAUUCAACCAAUUUUUGAUGCAAUUGAUCAGAACGCAAAUGGCGUCCUUGAUGCAGAAGAAUUUGUAAGCGCAUACGACCUCCAUUGGUAUCGACAAGAGUUCAGCACCACUGAUGUAAUUAUCGGCAAGCGGUACUGA
Lingula anatina is the source of this 657-nucleotide messenger RNA. Its product is annotated as sarcoplasmic calcium-binding protein-like. Lineage: Eukaryota; Metazoa; Brachiopoda; Lingulata; Lingulida; Lingulidae. The record is from RefSeq and is a predicted model, not a curated record.